UUUAGCGAUAGCUGCAGCUAGCAAGCCAUCCUUAGCUAGCUAUUUUGCAAGGUUAACCAUCUGGAUAAGCGAUCAAAAUUAAACAUUAACGUUUAAUUUAAGAGCUCGACUGUGGUCGCUGCCAUCGGUUGUGAUACUGUCAAAGCAGAAAGACACAUUCUACAAAGCAGUGCCUAUUCGGAUAGUGAAAGAUGAGUUCUCAGCCAUUUUCUACAGCUGGAAUGCCUGCUCAGAGUAAUCCUGGUGGAAAGCCGGUCUCUAUCAAUCAGUCAUCCAACCAGACAGCAGGACCAGGUGAGGACAGUAGUGGUGAUGUGGACCACCAUGGUCCCCAGGACCUCCCAGCCAGCAGCAGGGGAGGACAAGAAGCCCUGUCGUUCAGAGAAGACAAGCAGGAGACUGGAGUGGUCAGACCCUACCCUCAGGUCCCGGUUCAGACCCACAGCCUGCAGUCCCAGGUCCCAGCUCUGUCCCAGCAGGUGCCCAACAAGGCGGGUACACCUGGUCAACCUGUCACCGUGUCCAACCUUCCUGUCCAACUACUGCAGGCCCAGCCUGCUGCCCUCGUCGACGGGCAAAUGAAGGCUGCCCUGAAAUCGCUGGUGCCCAGCCGUCUCAUCGCCCCAGCCUCCAGCCAGGUCCAGGGGGGCCACAUCCCUCUCCCCCUGCCCCCCAAGGUGCAGCCUGCCCUGCUUGGCCACAUCACUGUCACCCUGGAGAGCCACAUGGUUCCCACCUCCUCCAUCCCUGUGGCAACCAUCAGUGGACAACAGGGCCACUCCAGUAAUCGGCAUCACCUCAUGCCAGCUAAUAUCCAGAUCAUUAGGGCUCCUUCUGUUCCUCAACACACAUUCAGUUCUCACCUACCCAGAGGGGCGGUGGCUGCAGCAGUGAUGUCCAGCUGUAAAGGGCCUGCUGUUCUCAGACCAGCAUCAGGGGCCAGUGUAGGCCCUGUUCAGCACACUGUACAUCACAUCACCCACCAGUCUAUCCAGUCUCGUUCCCCUGUCACAAGUUCUACAGCAGUGGCCCCUAUCUCAGCCACCCGGAACCAGUCCCCUGUCACAAGCUCUACAGCAGUGGCCCCCAUCUCAGCCACCCGGAACCAGUCCCCUGUCACAAGUUCUACAGCAGUGGCCCCCAUCUCAGCCACCCGGAACCAGUCCCCUGUCACAAGCUCUACUGCAGUGGCCCCUAUCUCAGCCACCCGGAACCAGUCCCCUGUCACAAGCUCUACAGCAGUGGCCCCUAUCUCAGCCACCCGGAACCAGUCCCCUGUCACAAGCUCUACUGCAGUGGCCCCUAUCUCAGCCACCCGGAACCAGUCCCCUGUCACAAGCUCUACAGCAGUGGCCCCUAUCUCAGCCACCCGGAACCAGUCCCCUGUCACAAGCCCUACAGCAGUGGCCCCUAUCUCAGCCACCCGGAACCAGUCCCCUGUCACAAGCUCUACAGCAGUGGCUCCUAUCUCAGCCACCCGGAACCAGUCCCCUGUCACAAGCUCUACAGCAGUGGCUCCUAUCUCAGCCACCCAGAACCAGCCCCCUGUCAUCAACCCAACAUUCACCCAGUCUGCAGAGGUGCUGCAUGGGCAUCCAGGGCUGACCAUCCACCCUCCUCCUGCCACCAUCAGUAUCCAGCGUCACCAGGGAGCCAGGGACACAGCCACACGCAUCACCCUGCCCUCCCACCCUGCUAUAGGGGGGCAGAAACCCCAGCCCCCCCACACCAUGACACAGAAAUCCAUCUCCUGUUCUGGGACUCCGGUGGCUGCAGCAACUGUGGCACCUAUUCUAACCAACACUGUUCCAGGCACAACCACUACAGGCACUGCGCCACACACCCAGGUGACCAGCGGUACUAUCAUCACCAUGACGAUGCCCUCCCACUCCUCCCACGCCACAGCACUGACCACCUCUACCAUCCCAGUUGCUAAAGUGGUGCCUCAGCCCAUAGCCCACACCUCCCCCCGUGUCCAGUCAGACUACCUUGGAGAAAGGACCAACCUGAUCCAGCCUAUAGCCCACACCUCUCCCCAUGUCCAAUCAGACUACCAGCCCAUAGCCCACACCUCCCCCCGUGUCCAAUCAGAUUACCCUGUAGAGAGGACCAACUUGAUCUCCAUCUCUGGCAACCGCUCGUCUCCUAACCCUGUCACCAUCGAGGCCAGGAGUGACAACAGGCCGGUGCAUUUCCAGUACUUCCUGCCUACUUUUUCUUCUUCUCCGUACCCCCGGACACACACCUACACCCCCAUCGCCAGCUCCGUGUCCACCGUCAGACAGUACCCAGUGACGCCCCAGACCCCUAGCUCUACUCUGCCCAGCCAGCCUGCUGUGGCCGUGCCCACUACCCUUCACCUCAACCCCAUGCAGCUGAUGGCCGUCGACAGGAUUGGUUUACAGUCUGCACAAAUCAGCACCCAGGGAAUCCAGCCUCAACCAAUGGGAGCCCAGGGCAUCCAGCCUGCACCAAUGGGAGUGCAGGGGUUACAUAGCUCUGGUCCAAUCGGCACACAGGGGAUUCAGCAGGCACCAAUCGCAGGGCAGCAGCCUGAGGCCAAACCAUCUGGGAUGGUAUUGGCUGACGGCAGCCCGUUUGUAGCUGGCCCUAUGGGCAGCCCGUUUGGCGCCACACAGCCCGUUGCUACCAUGGUACAGACACACCCCCAGGGCGGAGUUGGAGGCGGAGCGCUCACCUUGGUCUCCUCCCCUCGACCCAGCAUCCUCCGCAAGAAGCCAGCCAAUGAGGGGUGUGUUGUCGGUAAGACUCUGAUCCCGGCUAUGCCUGGUGAGGCUCACAGCGGCAGAGUGGAGGGAGGAGUGAGAGGAGCAGGACAACCAAGAGCUGCAGGAGUGAAGCCUAAAGCAGAGGUUCACAUGACCAUGGUGGCUCCUCCAGUCCUAGUCAUGGCUGCAGUGGAGGCUCUACCCUCUCAGGGAAGAGCGGAGCGACAGACGGUCUCUUCCCCAGCCCAGCAGCAUCUAUCCCAGGCUAUCCCCUCCAACCUGCUGGCCCCCCGUGGUCCUCCACCCCCCUCCCAGCCCAGCUCCACUGCCCACCUCUCUGCCCUGCCGGCUGCCAUGGCCGUGACACCCACUGGCCCCGCCUCCAUGGCCAAUACUGUCGCCUCCCCCACCCAGCCCGCAGCCAGUAGCACGGCAGCAUGCAGCGGAGGUUCCGCCCACACAGAUGUCAAAAUCAAGCAGGAGGCGGAGUCUAUGGAGAUGUAUCAACCAGUGCCCCAGCCCUCGGCGAACUCGGGCCUCAGCACCCAGCCCCACCUGGCCGGGUCCCUUCACGGGGCCCCCUCCUCAGGGGACCUGGUUCCUGGUGCCUCCCCCAGGAAGAAGCCUCGCAAGCAGCAACACGUCAUUUCCACAGAAGAGACUGAGAUGUUGGAGACCAACAGUACAGAUGAGGACAGGGCUAUGGGCCACAGGCCCCUGGGCAGCAGGGCUAAGAGGAGAGAGUCCCCUCCCAGGGAGUAUGUGGAUGAGGAAGGGGUACGUUACGUCCCUGUCAGGCCACGCCCACCUGUCACUUUGCUGCGUCACUAUAGGAACCCCUGGAAGGCGGCCUAUCACCACUUCCAGAGGUACAGCGACAUCCGGAUCAAAGAGGAGAAGGAGUCGUUACAGGACGUGGCCAACCAGAGAGGAGUAGCACGGCGAGCUCAGGGAUGGAGGAUGCACUUGUGUGUUGCUCAGCUCAUGCAGCUGUCAAACCUGGAGCAUGAUGUCUAUGGCAGACUGACGUCCCUCCAGGAGGGGCUGAUCCCUAAGAAGAGGGCCGGGGUCGACAACGAGCUGCACCGCAUUAACGAACUCAUACAGGGUAACAUGCAGCGCUGUAAGCUAGUGAUGGACCAGGUUACAGAGGCCCGGGACACUAUGAUGAAAGUUCUGGACCACAAAGACAAGGUCCUAAAGCUACUCAACCAGAACGGAGAUGUCAAAAAGUCUAACAAACUGAAACGUAAGGAUCGGGCCUAGCCCGGGCUUCCUGCUCCAUCACCAACGUAAGGAUCGGGCCUAGCCCGGGCUUCCUGCUCCAUCACCAACGUAAGGAUCGGGCCUAGCCCGGGCUUCCUGCUCCAUCACCAACGUAAGGAUCGGGCCUAGCCCGGGCUUCCUGCUCCAUCACCAACGUAAGGAUCGGGCCUAGCCCGGGCUUCCUGUUCCAUCACCAACGUAAGGAUCGGGCCUAGCCCGGGCUGUUCCAUCACCAACAUAGGGAUCGGGCCUAGCCCGGGCUUCCUGCUCCAUCACCAACGUAAGGAUCGGGCCUAGCCCGGGCUUCCUGCUCCAUCACCAACGUAAGGAUCGGGCCUAGCCCGGACUUCCUGCUCCAUCACCAACGUCAUGGAUCUGUUCGUUAGAGCAAUGUUUUUCAAACGUUUUCUUGAUUUGCAACUGAAGAAGAAAAUGUAAACGUUUCUCAGUGGACAAGUCAAGGGGGGGGUGUAGUCUCUCCCUGUUUGUGUUUGUUUUCUGCUGCUUAUGUGCCUAAUGAACACGACCCACCUCUGCCCUAGCGCUACGGGACGACAGGGUGGAAGAUCUGCUGGGAGCUAGAGGUGGAACUGUUGGUACUAUGACAGCUACUCAACCACACCCUCUAUCUCUGUCUGAGCACUGAAGCUGGGUGGGUGGACAACCUCACUAGAACCCUCCUGUUGCUUAAGUCUGAACUCACUGUCUGGAAAGAAAUCCCUCUAGGAAUGUGUUCUCACUGAAGAAGACUCAACACUGUGUCUUACAAAUGGCACCCUAUUCCCUAUAUAGUGCACUACUUUUGAUCAGAGCCCUAUGGAACCCUAUUCCCUAUAUAGUGCACUACUUUUGACUAGAGCCCUAUGGAACCCUAUUCCCUAUAUAGUGCACUACUUUAGACCUGAGCCCUAUGGAACCCUAUUCCCUAUAUAGUGCACUACUUUUGACCAGAGCCCUAUAGAACCCUAUUCCCUACAUAGUGCACUACUUUUGACCAGAGCCCUAUGUGUCCUGAACAAAAGUAGUGCACUAUAAAAGGGAAUAGGGUGCCAUUUGGAAGAUAACACUGCCUGAUGGCCCCUUCUUUUUGUUUUACUUUUUACAGAGCUCAGGUCUUAUCGGUUUUCCUAUUUUAGAGUUUAUUUUGGUAUUAUUUUGGUAUUCAGUUCAAGUUACUUCUUGUCAAAAAGCAGAGGUUGAACGGAAUCUCAAAAACACUUACAAACUUCAAACGCGUUGUAGGAAUUGGAAUUGGUAACAUCGUCAUGUGAAAGGGGGAAAACCAAGGCUGUAACGCAUCGUAUGAAGUGGAUGGCGUUGCUCAACAAUGUCUUGCUUUGGGGGGGGGGGCGUUACUUUCACAACUACUGGCAGAAAUAAAACCUUCGUCACGCAUCUUUAAAAUACCGCUGUAUUUAUUUAGAACUUCCUGUUUCCAUGUUCAGCAUUUAUAUGGUCUUGCCCGUGUGAUUUUACGAUGUGGUGCCAGAUGCCAAUUUUUGUUUCAAUAUUUAAUAUUUCUUAUCAUGGAAGACGGGGCACAACAGACUUAAUUGUACUGUAUGUGUUAUGUGUAUAUUAAUGAUGAUGAAAAUAUUGACGGAGUGUUUGUUAUUUUUCAGAUAUUUAUUUGAUAAUGAAUGAGUCUGUAUAAUAGAGAGUUUUACAUGCAGAGAUGUUUUGAAAUGGCUGACUAGCAUAGUGGGUAAUGUUUUGAAAUGGCUGACUAGCAUAGUGGGUAAUGUAUUGAAAUGGCUGACUAGCAUAGUGGGUAAUGUAUUGAAAUGGCUGACUAGCAUAGUGGGUAAUGUAUUGAAAUGGCUGACUAGCAUAGUGGGUAAUGUAUUGAAAUGGCUGACUAGCAUAGUGGGUAAUGUUUUGAAAUGGCUGACUAGCAUAGUGGGUAAUGCUUUGAAAUGGCUGACUAGCAUAGUGGGUAAUGCAUUGAAAUGGCUGACUAGCAUAGUGGGUAAUGCGUUGAAAUGGCUGACUAGCAUAGUGGGUAAUGUAUUGAAAUGGCUGACUAGCAUAGUGGGUAAUGUUUUGAAAUGGCUGACUAGCAUAGUGAGUAAUGUAUUGAAAUGGCUGAUGAGCAUAGUGGGUAAUGUUUUGAAAUGGCUGACGAGCAUAGUGGGUAAUGUAUUGAAAUGGCUGACGAGCAUAGUGGGUAAUGUAUUGAAAUGGCUGACUAGUAUAGUGGGUAAUGGCUGACGAGCAUAGUGGGGUAAUGGCUGACGAGCAUAGUGGGUAAUGUUUUGAAAUGGCUGACUGGGAUAGUGGGUAAUGUAUUGAAAUGGCUGACUAGCAUAGUGGGUAAUGUAUUGAAAUGGCUGACUAGCAUAGUGGGUAAUGUAUUGAAAUGUCUGACUAGCAUAGUGGGUAAUGUAUUGAAAUGGCUGACUAGCAUAGUGGGUAAUGUAUUGAAAUGGCUGACUAGCAUAGUGGGUAAUGUAUUGAAAUGGCUGACUAGCAUAGUGGGUAAUGUUUUGAAAUGCUGACUAGCAUAGUGGGUAAUGUUUUGAAAUGGCUGACUAGCAUAGUGGGUAAUGCUUUGAAAUGGCUGACUAGCAUAGUGGGUAAUGCAUUGAAAUGGCUGACUAGCAUAGUGGGUAUUGCAUUGAAAUGGCUGACUAGCAUAGUGGGUAAUGCGUUGAAAUGGCUGAUGAGCAUAGUGGGUAAUGUAUUGAAAUGUCUGACGAGCAUAGUGGGUAAUGUAUUGAAAUGUCUGACGAGCAUAGUGGGUAAUGUAUUGAAAUGGCUGACUAGCAUAGUGGGUAAUGUAUUGAAAUGUCUGACGAGCAUAGUGGGUAAUGUAUUGAAAUGUCUGACGAGCAUAGUGGGUAAUGUAUUGAAAUGGCUGACUAGCAUAGUGGGUAAUGUUUUGAAAUGGCUGACGAGCAUAGUGGGUAAUGUAUUGAAAUGUCUGACUAGCAUAGUGGGUAAUGUAUUGAAAUGGCUGACUAGCAUAGUGGGUAAUGUUUUGAAAUGGCUGAUGAGCAUAGUGGGUAAUGUAUUGAAAUGGCUGACUAGCAUAGUGGGUAAUGUAUUGAAAUGGCUGACUGGGAUGGUGGGUGAUGUAUUGAAAUGGCUGACUAGCAUAUUGAAAUGGCUGACUGGGAUAGUGGGUAAUGUAUUGAAAUGUCUGACGAGCAUAGUGGGUAAUGUAUUGAAAUGUCUGACGAGCAUAGUGGGUAAUGUAUUGAAAUGUCUGACGAGCAUAGUGGGUAAUGUAUUGAAAUGUCUGACUAGCAUAGUGGGUAAUGUUUUGAAAUGGCUGACUGGGAUGGUGGGUAAUGUAUUGAAAUGGCUGACGAGCAUAGUGGGUAAUGUAUUGAAAUGGCUGACUAGCAUAGUGGGUAAUGUUUUGAAAUGGCUGACUGGGAUGGUGGGUAAUGUAUUGAAAUGGCUGACGAGCAUAUUAAAAUGGCUGACUGGGAUAGUGGGUAAUGUUUUGAAAUGGCUGACUGGGAUGGUGGGUAAUGUAUUGAAAUGGCUGACGAGCAUAGUGGGUAAUGUUUUGAAAUGGCUGACUAGCAUAGUGAGUAAUGUAUUGAAAUGGCUGACUAGCAUAGUGGGUAAUGUUUUGAAAUGGCUGACGAGCAUAGUGGGUAAUGUAUUGAAAUGGCUGACGAGCAUAGUGGGUAAUGUAUUGAAAUGGCUGACUAGCAUAGUGGGUAAUGUUUUGAAAUGGCUGACUAGCAUAGUGGGUAAUGUAUUGAAAUGGCUGACUAGCAUAGUGGGUAAUGUUUUGAAAUGGCUGACGAGCAUAGUGGGUAAUGUAUUGAAAUGGCUGACUAGCAUAGUGGGUAAUGUUUUGAAAUGGCUGACUAGCAUAGUGAGUAAUGUAUUGAAAUGGCUGACUAGCAUAGUGGGUAAUGUUUUGAAAUGGCUGACGAGCAUAGUGGGUAAUGUAUUGAAAUGGCUGACGAGCAUAGUGGGUAAUGUAUUGAAAUGGCUGACGAGCAUAGUGGGUAAUGUAUUGAAAUGGCUGACUAGUAUAGUGGGUAAUGGCUGACGAGCAUAGUGGGGUAAUGGCUGACGAGCAUAGUGGGUAAUGUUUUGAAAUGGCUGACUGGGAUAGUGGGUAAUGUAUUGAAAUGGCUGACUAGCAUAGUGGGUAAUGUAUUGAAAUGGCUGACUAGCAUAGUGGGUAAUGUAUUGAAAUGUCUGACUAGCAUAGUGGGUAAUGUAUUGAAAUGGCUGACUAGCAUAGUGGGUAAUGUAUUGAAAUGGCUGACUAGCAUAGUGGGUAAUGUAUUGAAAUGGCUGACUAGCAUAGUGGGUAAUGUUUUGAAAUGCUGACUAGCAUAGUGGGUAAUGUUUUGAAAUGGCUGACUAGCAUAGUGGGUAAUGCUUUGAAAUGGCUGACUAGCAUAGUGGGUAAUGCAUUGAAAUGGCUGACUAGCAUAGUGGGUAUUGCAUUGAAAUGGCUGACUAGCAUAGUGGGUAAUGCGUUGAAAUGGCUGACUAGCAUAGUGGGUAAUGUAUUGAAAUGGCUGACUAGCAUAGUGGGUAAUGUUUUGAAAUGGCUGACUAGCAUAGUGGGUAAUGUAUUGAAAUGGCUGACUAGCAUAGUGGGUAAUGUAUUGAAAUGGCUGACUAGCAUAGUGGGUAAUGUAUUGAAAUGGCUGACGAGCAUAGUGGGUAAUGUAUUGAAAUGGCUGACUAGCAUAGUGGGUAAUGUUUUGAAAUGGCUGACUGGGAUAGUGGGUAAUGUAUUGAAAUGGCUGAUGAGCAUAGUGGGUAAUGUAUUGAAAUGUCUGACGAGCAUAGUGGGUAAUGUAUUGAAAUGUCUGACGAGCAUAGUGGGUAAUGUAUUGAAAUGGCUGACUAGCAUAGUGGGUAAUGUUUUGAAAUGGCUGACGAGCAUAGUGGGUAAUGUAUUGAAAUGUCUGACUAGCAUAGUGGGUAAUGUAUUGAAAUGGCUGACUAGCAUAGUGGGUAAUGUUUUGAAAUGGCUGACUAGCAUAGUGGGUAAUGUUUUGAAAUGGCUGACUGGGAUGGUGAGUAAUGUAUUGAAAUGUCUGCCUGGGAUAGUGGGUAAUGUUUCAUGGUGUGAUUGAAGACCGUACAUUAUGCGUUUGGUUUUAGAAGGAAGUAUUGUGCUUGUCGUGUAACUACAAUGAAACGGAUUUGUGUUCAAAAUAUAACAAGUUGUAUAUGAAAGUGUUUUAACUUUUUUAAAUUUUUGUUCCAUUGUCUCUUUUGGCUAAUUUUAGGGGUUUUGUACUUCAUGAAAACAUGUUACGUUUCUUUUUUCAGAUGUUAUGAUCAGACACUUUGGGCCUGAAAAUUCAGCUGUUGUACAUGAGUUCUCUGUUAUUCUAGUAAAACCACUUCAAGGAAA
Salvelinus fontinalis (brook trout) is the source of this 9342-nucleotide messenger RNA. Its product is annotated as histone deacetylase complex subunit SAP130-like. The record is from RefSeq and is a predicted model, not a curated record. The transcript has 21 exons. Gene Ontology annotation, biological process: negative regulation of transcription by RNA polymerase II. Lineage: Eukaryota; Metazoa; Chordata; Actinopteri; Salmoniformes; Salmonidae. Bases 192 to 3995 code for a protein of 1267 amino acids. Gene Ontology annotation, cellular component: Sin3-type complex.